Heterotrigona itama is the source of this 2363-nucleotide messenger RNA. The record is from the annotation of a GenBank genome assembly. NCBI's taxonomy places the organism in Eukaryota, Metazoa, Arthropoda, Insecta, Hymenoptera, Apidae.
AUGAGCCCCGGAUCGCGGAUCUGGGAGCGAGCCGACGCUCGCUUUCCAUCGAUUAACGUUACGUACACGUAUAUACACUCUCUUCCGCAGUACGUUCACUACAAGACGAAGCUGCCAGACAUCAAGGAGUUCACCUUGUGCAUGUGGACGAAAUUCUACAAUCACAGCAACGACCAUCCCUUGUUCUCGUACGCAGUCGGCGACCAACCGCGCGGGAUUCUCUCGUGGGUGGCGAACAGCGCCAGGAGUUCCUACUACAUGAUGAACAUCGACGGGCACAACUUGUACAGAUUGAAUUAUCCGCUCCGAUUGAACAAGUGGUAUCACUCGUGCCAAAGCUGGAACGGCCGUACUGGAGAAUGGCAGAUCUGGGUCAACGACGAGCGCGUAGGUCGCGGGUUCAACAACAGGUUGGUCCGGCACGUCAUCAAAGGGGGUGGAGUAGCGAUCACAGGGCAGGAGCAACGACAACUCGGCGGCGGAUUUUUGGAAGGCGACGAAGCUCCUCCAGGAUCCGGCGGACUGCUCGGCGAAAUAACGAUGGUGCAGCUGUACGGGGUCGCGUUGACAGCCGGGAAAGCCCACAAGGACCACAAACAUCAUCACGCGCAUCGCUACGAGCACGAUACCAGCAACAACACGCCCAGGCCUACGCGUCCUCCUGUGACCGGGCCACCCCUUCCGCAACAUCCCUACCUCACUGCCGGACAAAUCAAUCAUCAGGUGAAAAUCAAUCCAGGAUCGCCGCUGCAGAUCGUUCAGGGUGGAGUGACCCUGAGGCACCCAGCGGUGAUUCCACGCGAUCCAGCCCCUCAACCGUUACCACCGGCGAAUCCCAAUUCCGUGACGACGGCGUUCCCCCUGCAAUCUAGCCAGUUCUUCGGCAGCCUAGGUUCGCCCUCGGCGAGCGGAAUAACCGACGUGGCAGCCAGCCCGCAGUACCGCAGUCUCUUCAAGAGAGAGAAGGACUCGCUGGCGAUGCAAGUCGCCGAGAGCGACGAAUCGGACAGCGGCAGCGCCGAGGCGUAUGCCACCGGCCGAGUAUCCAGCAGCGUGGCUAAAAGGGAGGUCGCGGCCAAGCCGACGGAAAAGCCCUCCGAUGGAAGAGAGGUAACGUUCGUGUCUGGAAAGGAGAAAGGAGACUCGAGCAAAAAGAAACGAGGCUUGCUGCAGCUGGGCGACGGUCUGAUCGUCGACGACGGCUACGUCUCCCAAGGCUUGGACAACGACUACUUCGCUGGUCUGACCAAUUUCGGGCUGCAGCUGCCCAAGUACGAGAACAAGGACGACGAGAGGGAACCCGCGGAGGCCGAAGUCAGAGCGAUCAUGGACGUGUGCGACGGUUGCGCCGACGAGCCUUUCGAGAGAGCGUUGAUCUUCGGUUGGCGCUCCGUCCCCAAGAAACUCUACUCUGGCGCGGUGCACGUACCAGCGGCGCAAACGUGCAAGGCGUUUUAACAACGCCUUGUUAAAACGCCCUCCAUCCGAGAACGCAGCCACGAGAGAGACAGACAGACACAGAGAGAGGAUCCAUUCGCGGCAUCGAAGCCAGAGGAAGCCAGUCGGAGGCCCAGAGAUUUAUGGUUACCGCGCUCGGCAACGUAGCUAUCGCUGACGCGCGAUCUCUCCUUCACGUGCCGUGAACCCGUGAGGCCGAUGGAUCUCGAUCGCGCGUUGAUCCUGUUCCGAGACGUAUUUAUUACCUAUUUGCGGGCUCCGCGUACGACGGAGAGAGAUCUUUCCACUACAACUAAGUUCCAAGUCGCGGACAACGACGACGUUAGCAGAGACUUGGAAAAUAUUACCACGAUUGGUGAAACAGCCAUAAGAUUAACCCGAUUAAUUACAUUUCACAGGAUGUGGACAAUUCUGGAUUUCUCCUUCUCCGGUUUUGUAUAUAAAACUUCUCUUGGUUUCGUAACGACGGCGACGUAACCACGCGUUUAGAUUACGUUUCUUUCGCUUUAGCUAAGUAAGAUAACGAACAACGAUCUAAUCGAUGCACCAUGUGUCGUAACGAAUUACCAUAAACGGUGUCUGCACUUGCGUACUAUACCGAUCGAUUAACUGGGUCGUGUGAUUGUAAGUACGAUUCCAGAGACCCGGCGUUUUACGCGAGCGUGGAACUCGAUAGAAAAACGCCUCGUUGGAAAACGGGAGCACUUUUUAUAGCCCUCGCGCGCGUAAUGCCAGUUUUAUUUAUACCAUGUAUUAAUUCUCACUUUUUCCCUUUUUUAUCCUGCUACUAACAAUUCGCCGGAUUGUCGAGAGGUUUGUCCAAUCAUUGGAACGACACUAUACGCUGAUUGUAAGCUCGUCAAUUUUGUGUAAUUAAAUCACAUCCUUCUCUCUCUCUCUCUCUC